This is a messenger RNA of Bactrocera latifrons, 2340 nucleotides long. RefSeq lists its product as uncharacterized. Lineage: Eukaryota; Metazoa; Arthropoda; Insecta; Diptera; Tephritidae. The annotation marks the transcript as partial. The transcript has 8 exons. The record is from RefSeq and is a predicted model, not a curated record. Gene Ontology annotation, molecular function: ligand-gated monoatomic ion channel activity. Gene Ontology annotation, cellular component: membrane.
UUUUUUUGCAGUUUCGUGAUGUCGAAGACUGCCAGCUGGGGCUACCUGAAGAAUGGCAAAUUCGACGGCAUGAUAGGAGCGUUGGUACGCAAACAAGCGGAUAUUGGUGGCUCGCCGAUUUUCUUUCGCAUCGAACGUGCCAAAGUGAUUGAUUACACGACACGAACGUGGGUGGCCAGGCCUUGCUUCAUAUUUCGUCAUCCGCCGAGCACCAAAAAGGAUCGUAUAGUGUUUCUGCAACCCUUUUCAAAUAUAGUCUGGAUUUUAUUGGGAUUAUGUGGCAUAUUCACCAUCUGCUUACUGUGGCUACUGACAUCGGUGGAGCGUCGCUUGGAGGCGGUGGGUGUGGUAAAGCAGUUGGGACACAGCACGCGCAGCAGCAACAUGAACAUCGGAGGCACCACCGCCAACAACCAACAAGCGAGCGCAAUCGGCGGUAAUGAUGAACUACCACCAGUUGGUUGCCGCUGUUCCACACGAACGACGCUAAGUGCCGGGACAAUGCUGAGCUGCGGCGCUCGCUACGCGCCGUCGGUUGCCGCAGCAACAAAAGAGCAACGGAAACAAAAGCCGGGCAAGUUGAUGCAACGAAGUAAGACGGAAGCGCGAAAGAAUGUGCAGAGUAUUAGCUGCAGGCAUUGCAUGCUCGGCUGCGGCAGUGCGUGCUGUGGCCAGGCAGGCAGCGUUGUGGCACAAGAGCGCGUUGGCUUGUUCUUCGAGUCGGUGCUGUUCUACGUGGGUUCCAUAUGCCAACAAGGUCUGACAUUUUCUACAAGUUUCUUUUCGGGUCGUUGCAUCGUUAUUACCAGUCURCUCUUCGCCUUUGCCAUCUAUCAAUUCUAUUCGGCCAGCAUUGUGGGUACACUAUUGAUGGAGAAGCCGAAAACGAUACGAACAUUGCGUGAUUUAAUACACAGUUCGCUGGCAGUCGGUGUGGAGGAUAUAGCAUAUAAYCGUGACUACUUUUUGCGCACUAAGGACCCAAUCGCCAUUGAGUUAUAUGCCAAGAAAGUAACUAGCGUGCCGACSKAUAGUGAUAYGCCCUCYGAAACGACAGCUGACAAUGSCACCGCCUUAGCCACGCUCCAACCGAAUGUUGAGCUCACCGAAGCGGAGAAGGCCAAGGCUUACAGAGACAUCCUACACAGCCAUGAGACCGGUGCGCAUGCCAAGACAAACGAGGCGUCCAACUGGUAUGAUCCGGCGUAUGGUGUCAAAAGGAUACGCAGAGGCAAAUUCGCUUUCCAUGUUGAUGUGGCAACGGCGUAUAAAAUCAUCGCCGACACAUUUAGCGAGAAGGAAAUUUGCGAACUAACGGAAAUACAAUUGUUUCCGCCGCAAAAAAUGGUCAGCAUCGUGCAAAAGGGUUCACCUUUGCGCAAAGUUAUUACAUAUGGGUUGCGGCGUGUUACCGAAUCUGGUCUAAUGGAUUACCAGCGCAAAGUKUGGCACUCACCGAAACCGCGGUGUGUUAAACAAAUACAUACGGACGAUUUGAAGGUCGACUUGCAAACCUUCGCAUCAGCACUUUUGGUUCUUAUCUUCGGCUGUGCAGUUAGUUUACUGGCACUCAGCAUUGAGAUUAUACAACAUAAAUUAUGGCAACGCUACCGAACGCUGGAGGAGGACAACGACGAGACUGCGGUGCAGAAUUGAGGCUGCGGAGUUGUGGCCACUGCUAGCUGCCAGCCUGUCUGCCCCAACAGUGACAACCCACACGAGUGAUACUUUGCGGCGCCGCACACGCUCMAAGUACACUACCUGAGCCAAUGACACUUAAACGAGAUACUAAACGCCAGCACACGGCUUACACGGCGUUGGAAGACACAGCUAAACAUUUUCACACCACAGACAUUUGCAUAGCGCACAACUGGCGCUCGACUGGGCGUAUGUGCUGUGUGCAACAUUAUCUGAGCGACAGUCRGCGUUGCUGCUGCAACAUGUCAGUGGUGUAGGUUGUCACGUUGCUGUGUUCAUAUUAACCACACRCACAUACACACCUGUAUGCACUCGUACCUGGUUCUAAACGGUUACCUCGACAGCUGUUGCACACAUUCACACACACGCCUACACGUUAGUUAAUGCAUUUACAGCGUCACCGACACCGGCACUGCUACUGACACUAAUGCAUGCACCGGCUUUGGCAGCUACACCGGUAGCACCGGCGCCGACACUGACUGAGUUACCGUCACGGCCGCUGACAUUGACGUGUUGGACACUGAGACAAUAUGGUUAAUUGCAUAUUUUUAGCCGCAUAAAAUGUUCAUGCACAACAGCAGCUAACGGUAAUUCAAUCUGCAUGGCGUAUUAAAUUUUCUAGCUCUUAAUAAGCCGGCUCAU